UCGCUUCUCACUUAAAGCAGGAAUAUAAAUUUGUUCGCCGCGUGUAGGCGGACCUGUUGUUGAACCGCCAGGGAUCUUUGCGCACAGAUGUUUCGGGGAUGUCGGAAUGUAGCAUCACAAAAAUAAGACUACAAAAAGCGGGUUAGACCAGCAGACUCUCAGAUGAUCAAAAUACACAGUGGGAAGUACAGAUUCCUCGACCAGCCGUCCACCCGUGGAGGAAACAUGCUUGUUUUCCUGCUCUCCGCAUUUUUUAUGGUCUCCGCAGGUGAAGACAUCACUGUCACAGGCUUUGUGGAAAACAAUGUCCUUCUGCCCUGCGACUGCUCGGGAAGAAAUUUGGAGGCUUUUACAUGGCAGAAAGAUGAGAAAAUGCAUGUCACUCAAUACAAUAAUGGCAACUUAAACUUUGGUAACAACUACAUUAACAGAGUCAAAGCAUAUUUUCAUGGGGACAGCAGAAAUUGUUCUAUUCUCCUAACCAACAUCACACUGGAUGAUCAGGGACAAUAUAGGUGUGCUUUUUUUCGUAAACAAAGAUACACCUACUUCAUUGUGGAUCUGAAUGUUUGUGGGAGUGAUAUUUGUCAGUACACUCAGAGUACCCCAAGUGGUGGAAAGGUGUACCACUGUGAUGUGAGGCAACACUGCAGAGAACCUGAGAUAACGUGGAUACUGGAUGAGGAGACUCCUAUAGAUUCACCCACGAUUAACAUCUUUAACACAAGCAACCUGGAUAAACAGACCGGCCCCUACUAUUUUUACAGCACACUCAAGACUGAGCACAAACUCACCUCAGAGCCUCAAUGUAACGUCACGUGCCCAAAAACUGGUCAAGUUCCGUCAAUGCUCAACAAACAACCACACCAAGACCUAAACCCCUAUUUAAGGACGUUGUGUAAAGUCGUCCCCGUUGUACUGAUACUUGGAUUUUUACUGAUUUGGUGCCGCCGCCGUGGAACUUCUCACAGAUUACCCAGUGAGCAAGAUGUGGAAACAGUGACUUCUCUCAGAUGAAAACAAACUCAGACGAACUUUAAAGUGAAAAUGUACUUUCCACUGAACCUGAGGAGGUGAUUAAUUGCUGAUGUUGCAAUACUUGCAGUUUACAGCAUCCAGUUUUUGUCUUUUGUUCCCUCUCACGGAAUGUACUUGUGAAAAGAGCGUCUAUUUUGGAGGAUCAACUGGGAGGAGACUAUUCUCUACAUUCUGUUCAUCUAAUUUCCUUGCAGAUUAAAGCGUAACAACAAUUUUACAAAAGCACAAAAAAGUUACUGAAAGCAGGUGUAGAUCAGUACCUGAGCAAAAUCACAACAAUGCUCUAAAGUCUGUGAGAAUAGUCGAUUGCAUUAAAUCUGAGCUAUAUGUAGAUUCUAAGUGCCAUAUUUACAUUAUUAAUGUUUUAUAUUUACCAUAGCCAGUUUACUCAACAUAAUCUGACAUUGUUGCACCAAUCGGUUAUGGGUCUUAUUUACUCUAAAUGGAAUACUUGUGGCAAAAUACUUUAUUUUUUUUAUUCCAGUUUACCUAAAUAUGAACAUGUAAUGGAGACACAGAAGUAUAUAUAAUGCCUAUAUUUUAUUACUACACUGUGGUUUUACGGAAAGGCUUCUUCUCUUCUAUGAUGAUAUAUCAAAAUGUAACUUGUUGUUUUGUAAGUGUCUUUUUGGUACAUUGAUGACUGUGAAUUUUUUUUUUUUACAAGAUUUGUUUCACUUUUAUAAAUAAGUAGGUUUAGGUUAAUGUAUACAAUGUAUAGUUAAUAAACAUUCAGGAGGCAUGUAAGCAAUAAGUAAUGGGAGUUUAUGCUCCAUAACUGGAUAGCCAAAUAAGCGGUGAGUUUUUAAAAGAGAUUUUGAUCUGAAACGAUGUUGAUCUCUGCCAACUGUGAAACACAUCACAGGACUACAUGGUUCUGCAGUUCUGGUCCCAUAUUGUGAAUUAGCUCUGCAUCCUCGUGUCUGUGACUGCAGUCGGGACAGUAUGCCCAGUGGAGGAGAGCAAUAAAAUGUGAAUGUUUGGCCUUUUUCAGUGUCAACUAAGGGUUAAAAUGAAAAGUUAAAAAAAGCACAAAAGAAAAUCACAGUUUGUUCUUGUUUUUUUUACACUAUUGUUUUCUGUUUCUAUAUAUACUUUGUAUAGUUUUGUAUCCUGAUAUUGCUGUAAUGUAUGCUUUUUUUUUAUGUAAAUAGUUACAUGUUUGAUACACACAUACAGUAAAGUUAAAGCGUAGUUUUCA
This is a messenger RNA of Archocentrus centrarchus (flier cichlid), 2239 nucleotides long. RefSeq lists its product as uncharacterized. The record is from RefSeq and is a predicted model, not a curated record. Gene Ontology annotation, cellular component: external side of plasma membrane. Lineage: Eukaryota; Metazoa; Chordata; Actinopteri; Cichliformes; Cichlidae. Bases 163 to 1017 code for a protein of 284 amino acids. The transcript has 5 exons. Gene Ontology annotation, biological process: T cell costimulation; positive regulation of T cell proliferation; negative regulation of T cell proliferation.